AACUCAACAGAAGACAUGGCUGCAUUUGCCUCCUUAUAUCUCCAUCUCUUCAUGAUCAUUGUUUUCCUUGCUCUACCAAACAGAGCUUACUCUGCAACUCUCUCCACUACUUUCUAUGAUAAAGUGUGUCCUAAGGCUUUGUCCACCAUUAAUGGAGUGGUGAAGGCUGCAGUGAACCAAGAGAGUCGCAUGGGUGCUUCCUUGCUCCGUCUCCAUUUCCAUGACUGCUUCGUCAAUGGCUGUGAUGGUUCACUCCUUCUAGACGACUCGGCUAACAUUGAUAGUGAGAAGAAUGCCUUCCCCAAUGUUAACUCUACCAGAGGAUUUGAUGUUAUUGAUAAAAUUAAAUCCAAAGUUGACAAAGUCUGUGGAAGCUCCAUUAUAUCAUGUGCCGAUAUCUUGGCUGUUGUAGCCCGAGACUCUGUAGUUGCGCUUGGAGGCCCAACAUGGGAUGUGCAGCUAGGGAGGAGAGACUCAACUACAGCAAGCCGGACGACUGCAAACAAUGACAUCCCUUCACCAGCAUUGGACCUCUCUGCCCUCAUCAGCAACUUCAAGAAACAAGGGCUAGACACUAAAGAUUUGGUUGCACUCUCUGGGGCACACACCAUUGGCUUUGCAAAGUGUAGUCUCUUCAAAAACCAUCUCUACAAUGAGACCAACAUUGAUCCCAACUUUGCCAGUGCACGGAAGUCGACUUGCCCGCCCUCCGGCGGUGACGAUAACCGUGCUCCGAUAGACCCUACAGCUUCACAAUUUGAUACACAGUAUUUCCAAAACUUGGUAAAGAGAAGGGGACUCCUACACUCAGAUCAAGCACUGUAUAGUGGUGGCUCUGGUACCAUUGAUGCAUUAGUAAAGAGCUAUAGCUCAGAUUCCAAGACUUUCUAUGCUGAUUUUGCCAAGUCUAUGAUUAAGAUGGGAAACAUUAACCCUUUGACUGGAAAGAAGGGCCAAAUUAGGGUGAACUGUAGGAAGGUGAACAGCUAAAGCAAGAAAGAGCCCUCCCUCAUCUCCUUAAUUUCUGUAUUUUUUGGUUUGUAAUAAA
This is a messenger RNA of Telopea speciosissima, 1048 nucleotides long. Its product is annotated as peroxidase P7-like. The record is from RefSeq and is a predicted model, not a curated record. NCBI's taxonomy places the organism in Eukaryota, Viridiplantae, Streptophyta, Magnoliopsida, Proteales, Proteaceae. The transcript is spliced from 3 exons. Gene Ontology annotation, biological process: response to oxidative stress; hydrogen peroxide catabolic process. Gene Ontology annotation, molecular function: peroxidase activity; heme binding. Bases 16 to 990 code for a protein of 324 amino acids.